Molecule: messenger RNA, 2919 nt
Organism: Rhineura floridana
Lineage: Eukaryota; Metazoa; Chordata; Lepidosauria; Squamata; Rhineuridae
Gene: AP1M2
Product: adaptor related protein complex 1 subunit mu 2
Exons: 12
Coding region: 928-2121 (397 amino acids)
Biological process (GO): vesicle-mediated transport; intracellular protein transport
Cellular component (GO): clathrin-coated vesicle; clathrin adaptor complex
Molecular function (GO): clathrin-cargo adaptor activity
Source: RefSeq, a predicted model, not a curated record
CCCCGCCCCCAGGAGAAGGGGAAAUAUAAGAAUUAUUUUCUGUAUGGGACCGAGUUGCUGAAGAAAACCUUCCCUGCUAGUGGUGAAGUUUCCUAAAUGACAUCCUCUCCGCUCAAUACCGUAGUAUUUCUGCGUGCCGUUUCUAGGUGUUUCGUAGUUUAGACUCCCCGCCCUACGCUUGCUACUCUGGUAUGGGAGGCACCAUCAACCAGAAGAGGAAGCCUUGGCCUACUGAGUCUGGCUGGGGAGAAGAGUGGAACCCAGCUGUGUCUUCUAACUGCUAGCCCAUCUUUCCCUCCUUUAUAUGGCUUAAGAAGAGCUCUGGCUUCUACAGCCCGUGGUGCCAAUGUUUGUUCUUCCUGAACCCACCCUCCAGGAGAUGAGACCCGCUCCUGACCCAGAGCGGGGAUCCUGGAAGUGCUCCAACAGAAUUAAGUUUUUUAAUGUUGUAGAGGCAUUGAGGAACUGCAUUUUAUCCCUCCUCUUCUCCCUGGCACUUUUACUGAAAGUGAGGUGUUCCUGGAUCCUGUAGGCCUGCUUGCUUCCAUUCUGCUGGUGCUGCUUGCAGAAGCCUGUUAAACCAGCUGGAUUGCUUAAAACAGGCUAAAGAGCAAGGUCAGGGCUGAAACAAGAAAGCUGAAUUAGACCAGAGGUCCAUCACUUGAUUUCAUACUGUGCACCACUGGAACUGCCUGCUAACCACCAGCUGAAAAAAAAGUAGAAGUUUGAAAAAUGGCAGAGUUCAAUAAAGUAUGAUUCUAUGAUUCUAAGUAGCGGAUCAAUCUGUGGAAGACAGGAAUAGCAUCAGCUUUAGUACAAUAUAACAGCUAAAAGUGUGAAUUGAAGAGUCACCAGCUGAGAUUAUCAAAUUAUUUAAUUAUAUUAGAUGAGCCUUUAAUCAGCCGUAACUAUAAGGGAGAUGUGCGCAUGUCUGAGAUCGAUUACUUCAUGCCACUCUUGAUGCAGAAGGAGGAAGAAUGUGCCCUGACACCACUCCUGACCCGUGGGAAGGUCCAUUUCCUCUGGAUCAAGCACAGCAACCUCUACUUGGUGGCUGUCACCAUGAAGAAUGCCAAUGCUUCACUGGUGUAUUCUUUUCUCUACAAAGUGGUGGAGGUCUUUUCUGAAUACUUCAAAGAGCUGGAAGAAGAAAGCAUCCGCGACAAUUUUGUCAUCGUGUACGAACUCCUGGAUGAGCUUAUGGACUUUGGGUUUCCCCAGACAACAGACAGUAAAAUUUUGCAGGAGUACAUCACACAGCAGGGCAACAAGCUGGAGACAGCCAAAUCCCGUGUUCCACCAACUGUCACCAAUGCAGUCUCCUGGAGGUCAGAGGGCAUUAAAUACAAGAAGAAUGAAGUCUUCAUUGAUGUCAUUGAAUCUGUCAACCUACUGGUUAAUGCCAAUGGGAGUGUCCUCCUGAGUGAGAUCGUCGGCUCCAUCAAGCUGAAGGUCUUCCUUUCAGGCAUGCCAGAGCUGCGCUUGGGCCUCAACGACAGGAUGCUCUUUGAACUCACAGGACGUGGGAAAAACAAGUCUGUGGAGCUGGAGGAUGUCAAGUUCCACCAGUGUGUGCGACUGUCACGUUUUGACAAUGACCGGACCAUCUCCUUUAUCCCACCUGAUGGAGAUUUUGAGCUCAUGUCCUACAGACUGAACACACAGGUCAAGCCUCUCAUCUGGAUUGAAUCUGUAAUUGAGAAGUUCUCUCACAGCCGAGUGGAGAUCAUGGUUAAGGCAAAGGGCCAGUUCAAGAAGCAAUCAGUGGCCAAUGGAGUGGAGAUAUGUGUGCCAGUCCCAAGUGAUGCUGACUCACCCAAGUUCAAAACCAGCAUUGGCAGUGCAAAAUAUCUGCCUGAAAAAAAUAUUGUCGUCUGGAGCAUCAAGUCCUUCCCGGGUGGCAAAGAGUACUUGAUGCGAGCCCACUUUGGGCUGCCCAGUGUGGAGAAUGAGGAGCUGGAAGGACGUCCACCCAUCUCAGUCCGGUUUGAGAUCCCAUACUUCACAGUCUCCGGGAUACAGGUGCGGUACAUGAAGAUAAUUGAGAAGAGUGGGUACCAGGCUCUGCCGUGGGUCCGCUACAUCACCCAGAGUGGGGAUUACCAGCUCCGGACACAUUGAUCUUGUGAUCCUGAAGACCUGGACAACCUCAAGAAUGAAGUCUGGAUGUGAACGAAGCCCCAAUAAUCCUUUUUACUCUUUCCGGCUCUCUCUGAAGCAGAUUGUAUAUGUAUAUCCUUUUCCUAGAAUGCCUCCCCGUCCCUCUCUCUGCCCAACUACAGCUUGAUUUGGUAGUAGUUCUUGGGGUGCUUGACCCAACGCCUCAAGGAAAAAUGAUGGCUCUUUGCUGUUGGCAUUUGUACUGCUUCCCUGACUGAAUGGCUGUGGACCUCUCUCUGGUGAAAAGUUGACAUGGUGUGCCUUGCCUGGAGAAGCUUCCAGGAGCAAUGCUGUCGUUGAUAACCUCUGUCCUUUAGAAGGUUCCACAGGACCAGAGCAGAAGUGGCAACUUCCUCAAUGCUCUGAAGGUUUGGUUUGGCACUCUAAUCACGGGGAUCAGUUCUGCCUUGCCUGCAGGUAACUAGGUAGUAUUAAGCAGAACUCUCCCUAGGUGCCUGGCUCCUUGCUGUGGUGCAGGUUGGACUGGAGAAGGGAGGGGCAGGGAGAGGUUGACCUACCAUUGUGUGGAAACUGGAACCAGAGGAUUCUGUUCAAAUCUUACCUUGGGAACAAACUCUCCAGGUAGCUGUGGGCAAGCCCCUUUUUUCUCUCAGCCUAAGUUCCCUAUUUGUACAGUGAGAAUAGCAGCUACCUCUUGCUUUUAAGAUGAGUGACACAUAAUAGGUAACUACUUUCACUUGUCCUUAGACCAUUAUGAGCUAUAAAUGUUAACUUAAAAUAAAUCAAUCCAUUUCAACA